AUGUCGAGCGCCCUCAUGAAGCAGCCCCCCAUUCAUUGCACGGCGGGGGCCGUCCCAGUUCGCAAUGAGAAAGGGGACAUUUCAAUGGAGAAAGUGAAGGUGAAACGGUAUAUGUCCGGGAAGAGGCCAGACUAUGCGCCUAUGGAGUCCUCAGAUGAGGAGGAUGGAGAAUUUCAGUUCAUCAAGAAAGCCAAGGAGCAAGAAGCAGAACCUGAGGAACAGGAAGAGGAUUCACCUAGUGAUCCCCGCCUUCGGCGUUUAUACAACUGCAUCAAUGAAGAUGUUGAAGAAAGGUUGGCCCGGCAUAGGAAGAUAGUAGAGCCUGAAGCGGUGGGAGAAAGUGAUUCUGAAGUAGAAGGAGAUGCGAGGCGAAUGGAGCGAGAGGACAGUAGUGAGGAAGAAAUUGGUGAGGAGGAAAUUGAGUGGCGGCGUGGCAUGAUGCGUCAACGAGCACAGGAGAGGAAAAAUGAGGAAAUGGAAGUCAUGGAAGUGGAGGAUGAAGGGCAUUCUGGUGAAGAAUCAGAAUCAGAAUCCGAGUCCGAGUAUGAAGAAUAUACUGAUAGUGAGGAUGAAAUGGAACCUCGCCUCAAGCCAGUCUUCAUUCGGAAGAAGGACCGGGUAACAGUUCGAGAGCGUGAGGCAGAAGCACUGAAACAAAAGGAGUUGGAGCAGGAAGCAAAACGUCUGGCUGAGGAGAGGCGCAAGUACACACUCAAGAUCGUGGAAGAGGAGACAAAGAAGGAACUGAAGGAAAAUAAACGUUCCCUCGCUGCCCUAGAUGCACUCAAUACAGAUGACGAGAACGAUGAGGAGGAAUAUGAGGCAUGGAAAGUUCGGGAACUAAAACGAAUCAAACGGGACAGAGAGGAUCGAGGAGCCAUGGAGAAGGAGAAAGCAGAGAUUGAAAGAAUGCGAAACCUGACAGAAGAGGAAAGACGAGCUGAACUCCGAGCAAACGGCAAAGUUAUCACCAACAAAGCUGUCAAGGGCAAAUACAAGUUCUUGCAGAAGUACUAUCACCGGGGUGCUUUCUUCAUGGAGGAAGAUGAGGAAGUAUACAAGAGAGAUUUCAGUGCUCCCACCCUGGAGGAUCAUUUCAAUAAGACUACUCUCCCAAAAGUUAUGCAGGUCAAGAACUUUGGACGGUCAGGCAGAACCAAAUACACCCACCUUGUGGAUCAAGAUACCACGUCCUUUGAUUCAGCUUGGAGUCAAGAGAAUGCCCAAAAUACCAAAUUCUUCAAGCAAAAAGCAGCUGGGGUACGAGAUGUAUUUGAGAGGCCAUCUGCCAAGAAGAGGAAAACUACUUAG
Messenger RNA from Trichosurus vulpecula (common brushtail), 1311 nucleotides. Its product is annotated as microfibrillar-associated protein 1-like. Gene Ontology annotation, molecular function: RNA binding. Gene Ontology annotation, biological process: mRNA splicing, via spliceosome. Lineage: Eukaryota; Metazoa; Chordata; Mammalia; Diprotodontia; Phalangeridae. The coding region runs from base 1 to 1311 and encodes 436 amino acids. Gene Ontology annotation, cellular component: U2-type spliceosomal complex. The transcript has a single exon. The record is from RefSeq and is a predicted model, not a curated record.